UCAUUGUUGAAUGGUCAGGAGGUGUGUGAAUGUGUUCAUCUUUACUGAGGAGGGGCUGUAUGUGCGCAGGAGUGUGUGUGAGUGUGUAUUCGUGUGCGUGUGUGCAGAACUGUGUUUUAAAACAGCAUUGUUCCUGAUAGAGGGAAAGCUGUGCGGUGCUGUUUGGAAAAUCCAAGGUCAUUUGAGCCUAGUCACAUGCGCCGUAUGAGAGCUUGCAUGUGUGACUGAGUGUCCGUGAGCGUGUGUGUUUCUCUCUCUCCCUCUCUCCCUGGCUAUGUGAUAGAGAAAGAGGCUUCAGGCAAAGAACACAGAAUUUCAUCAGGUUUUCCAUCAAUGUACGGUGUUUGUGGAUGCUGUGGGGCCCUGAGACCCCGUUAUAAGAGGCUGGUGGAUAACAUCUUUCCUGAGGACCCUGAGGACGGUUUGGUGAAAGCUAACAUGGAGAAGCUUACUUUUUACGCCUUGUCUGCUCCGGAGAAACUAGACCGUAUCGGUGCCUACCUGUCAGAGAGACUGUCCAGAGACGUUGCCCGGCAUAGAUAUGGGUAUGUUUGUAUUGCGAUGGAGGCAUUGGACCAGCUGCUGAUGGCCUGUCACUGUCAGAGUAUAAACCUUUUUGUGGAAAGUUUCCUUACUAUGGUGCGCAAGCUGCUGGAAGCAGACAAACCCAAUUUACAGAUUCUGGGCACUAACUCAUUUGUGAAGUUUGCGAACAUAGAGGAGGACACGGCAUCAUACCAUCGUAGCUACGAUUUCUUUGUGUCCCGCUUCAGUGAGAUGUGCCACUCCAGCUAUGAGGAUCCUGAUAUUCGCACAAAGAUUCGUAUGGCAGGAAUCAGGGGUCUUCAGGGGGUCGUGAGGAAAACUGUCAAUGAUGAACUGCAGGCAAAUAUUUGGGACCCUCAACACAUGGACAAAAUCGUGCCAUCUCUCUUGUUCAACCUCCAACAGGAAGAAGCCAUAGAGAGGUCUCCUUCUCCAGAGACAGAGAAGGAGAAGGAGAGUCCAGUGGAACUGACAGAGAGAUGCUUUCGAGAGCUGCUAGGACGAGCGGCCUACGACAACAUCAAGAACGCUGUGAAGCCUGUGCUCAUGCAUCUUGAUAACCAUUCACUCUGGGAGAGCAAAACAUUUGCAGUGCGCUGUUUCAAAAUCAUUAUGUACUCUAUACAGUCCCAACAUUCACAUCUGGUGAUUCAGCAGCUGUUGGGCCAUUUGGAUGCCAACAGUAAGAGUUCAGCCCGAGUGCGUGCUGGGAUAGUGGAGGUGAUCUCAGAGGCAGCUGUCAUAGAGGCCAGCGGAUCCAUAGGACCCACAGUACUGGAAGUGUUUAAUACUCUACUGAAGCAGCUCAGGCUCAGUGUGGACUACGAGCUCACAGGAUCCUACGACUCUUUUGCAAACCUGGGCUCCAAGGUCAUUAAAGUACACGAGGAGAGACAACUCCAAGAAGCUGUCAUCAAAACUAUUGGCACAUUUGCAAACACACUGCCCACCUACCAACGCUCAGAAGUCAUGCUGUUCAUCAUUGGUAAAAUUCCUGUGCCAGGCAUGUAUCCAGCUCUGGGGUCGGCCAACACCGGGGUUGAGGGCAGCAGGAUGAUCCAGAUUAUGCUGCUAAAGUCUCUGCUGCAGGUAACAGCAGGAUUCCAGUCUACAAACAUUUUGACGGCACUUCCCACCUCAUUCCUGGACCCGCUCUUGUCCUUCACGCUGAUGGAGGACGCAGAGAUCCGUCUACUUGUUCUUGACAUCCUCAUCAGCAUCAUUGAUCGCCAUGACAACCGGCACAAGUUCUCCCCUGUCAGAAUUAUCUCAGAUAUCUCAGUACUGAAGUUGAAAUUAGACAAGUGCUCAAGGCAGGAUAACCUGUUCAUGAAGAAACACAGCCAGAGGCUGUACCGCCACAUUUACCUGGCCUGCAAAGAGGAGAGCAGCGUCCAGCGGCACUUUGAGUCUCUGUAUACACUGCUGGGCUUGAUCUGUGUGGAGCUGGCCAAUGAGGAGGUGGUGGUGGACCUGAUCCGACUGGCUUUGGCAUUACAGGACCUGGCCUUGACUGAAGAGGCUCUUCCUUCAUACAACCGCUGUGCCAUCCACGCUCUGUCAGCUGUGUACCUGAACCUCAUCAGUCAGCUGACCACCGUGCCCACCUUCUGCCAACACGUCCACGAGGUGAUUGCAUCGAGAAAGAAAUCUGUCCCUUUCCUGCUGCCAGAGGAUGUUCUUGUUGAGAGCUCAAAGAUCCCAGAGAAGCUGGAGAAGGUGGAGGGAGAGGUGCUGUUUUUGCAGGCUAAGAUAGCAGAGAUGCUGGGUGGCAGUGGAUACAACACAGAGAGACUGGCCACUCCAUACAUCCCACAGAUCACAGAUGAAGACAGACUGUCUAAGAGGAAGAGUAUUGGAGACACCAUUUCCCUGCAGUUAGAGAUGGAGUCUAGAAACAGUCCAGAGAAAGAGCAGAGAUCCACAGCAGAGCAGAUAACAUUUGAAACUCUUAAACAAGCCAUUGGAGACAGCGUGAAUGUGGAGGAGCUGGAGAGAGAGCGCAGAAGGCUGGUUGUGGAGAGGUUUCAGACCGCCCCGUUUGAGGAGAUAGCAGCCCACUGCGGGGCGAGGGCUUCCCUGUUGCAGAGUAAACUCAACCAAGUCUUCGAAAUCACAAUCAGGCCUCCACCGAGUCCGUCUGGCUCUGUUGGGAAUGGUCACGGCCGGAGCCACUCCAUACCAGUCUAUGAAAUGAAGUUUCCAGACCUCUGUGUAUAUUGAGAGACCCCGGAGCCCUAGUCACCAUAUACAGCUGUUUUCCUCACACUUUAAUCACUGCUUCUUAUGUUGAGGUGUAACUAGGUUUCUUCUAAACUAUGUUCUCUAGUAUAAUAUCAGAACUUAGAUAAGGAUUACGGCUGUACUUUAUCCUGAAGUCUAUUUAUGGCAACAAAGACAAACAAACCAAGAGAAUAUGCCAUAUGUUGGUUAAAUAUGCACUUAGUCUAGACGAGAAAGGACAGAAUUUAUCGACAAAUGAUCGUAUGUUGUCUAAGAGCGUAGAGAGCAGAAUGAGGUUUUCAUGGUUAGGUUACUGUGUAAGUGUGUGCAGUCUCUUGUAAUUUGUUUUCUUAUACAACUAAAGAGUAAAGCUGCCUUAAAUUUUGUAUCUUAAGUUAAGAACAUUUGUCCUAGAAUGUCCCAAAUGUGUUUCCAAAACCUUUUUUUUUUUCAACAUGUGGGUAUGGACAGUUUAGCUAAAUACAAGCAUUGUUUGCAUGUUUAAAUCGUCUCUACAUGCUGCAAUAACAGUUGUAUUUAAAGCAAUAAUUAUUGAAUUGAAAAGUAAAAACUCUACUCUAAGCAAAUACUAAGUUUCUAGUUCAGAAACUUAGUCAGAACUGAUGGCUUAAUGAUAUUAUAAGAAACGAAUGUGUUACAGACCUUUAUCAUUAUUUAUUAUACUCUUGCUGAUGCAGUUUCAUAUGUGAAGGGUUUUUAUUUGCAUAAUGUUUGAUUGCUUAAAUUUUUUAUUUUUUUUUUCGUAACUUUAAUGUUAUAAUUGGUGAAAUUAGCUAAAUUUCACAGGCAAAAAAAGUCCAUUGUUUACUGGCAAUGGUGUCACAAGCACAGUGCACACAGAAAUCACUUUCGAACCAAGCAGAUUUCUGUGAAUCUGCGUAACCAAUUUGAACUCAUUUUGCGAAAUCUGCUUGGGGAAAUCUUUUGCUCUGAUGUGAAUGUAUGUAUUCAUAUUGAAACUGUUUGCUAUAUUCUCUUAAACCAAACAGCUUCCUGUUGGCCGACUCAUGCCACCUCACAGGAAAUUCUCGUUCAUGGAUUCCUGUCGAGAUAAUGGCAUUUUGCCUGCAGAAUUAAAAGUAAAAGCUACAGAGGUAAAAACCUUACCCUAAAAAGGUAAAACCUUUUUUCACCAUGAUUUGUGUUUUAUUUGACACUUGUACAGUGACGAGUCCUUUAUUUUACUUACAUUUGUAAAUAAUUUCAGGUUUACAUCAAGAUAUUGUUGUCCUGCAGCACUUUAAUGCUCACUGUGUAAAUGUGGUGUAUGCUGGAAAAUAUACUUUAUGAUACUUUACAUUUAAUCUUUUAUGGUGUGUAAUCUGUUGUCAUGUCAUAUUGUUCCGGUUCCACAUAAAAACAUGGACGUUUACAUGUUCUGGUAUUUUAUCUUUGGGGAUACCUUGAAUUUAUUUGCAAGCAUAAAAAUAAAUCGGUAUUAUCUUCUCUGUUUAUAUGGCUAUGCUGGAAUAUUCUACACUGCUUACAUGUGAGGUGAUUUUGCAUGUAUGAAAUAUCAGAGUUUAGUCUUCCCUUGUCAGCCGCUGCAUGCACUGGGUGUUCUGUCUGUGCUUUUCCCAUUUUUACAUUUACGUGGAAUCAUCACAACACUGUGGACCGUAAUAAGUCAACUUAGUUCCUGUUAUGUGUUUAGGUGCCGCCACUGUAAAAGGAUCAUGAGACUUCAGAACUGUGUUCUGUGAAUGUUUGCCUACAUGAAAUCAAUAAGUGAUGUACAUAUGUGGUGUGAAUAAUAAGAAUAUAAAUUAAAGACUACUUUUAUGAAUUCAAA
This is a messenger RNA of Carassius gibelio (silver crucian carp), 4582 nucleotides long. Its product is annotated as protein EFR3 homolog B-like. Bases 334 to 2769 code for a protein of 811 amino acids. Lineage: Eukaryota; Metazoa; Chordata; Actinopteri; Cypriniformes; Cyprinidae. Gene Ontology annotation, cellular component: plasma membrane. Gene Ontology annotation, biological process: protein localization to plasma membrane. The transcript is spliced from 22 exons. The record is from RefSeq and is a predicted model, not a curated record.